This is a messenger RNA of Doryrhamphus excisus (bluestripe pipefish), 5481 nucleotides long. The record is from RefSeq and is a predicted model, not a curated record. Lineage: Eukaryota; Metazoa; Chordata; Actinopteri; Syngnathiformes; Syngnathidae.
AAAAGCAAAAAUGAGUAUCGAUAUGAUAACGACCCUAUCUCGCUAUUAGAUCUCGUAUUAGAUCGAUUAUCCACCGCUACAAAAAACCCACGAAGAAGAAACGCGGAAGUGACGUUAGAGUGGCGCGAAAAAUUAGAACGUUGACAACGUCGAUCGUUCGUAAUGUGCACAGCCGUAGAUAAUGGAGAGAUAAUCAUCCUUAGUGAUGACGACGUCGAAGAUGACAACCGGGACGCAUCCUGCUGUGAAUCUUCAGUUGUCAUUUUGGAGACGGAGGAUGUUCCCAGGAAGGACUGCCCGCUGUCUCCCAGCAAGAUGAAUGAAGACUUAGUCGUCACCUUCACCCGUCCUGCCGAGCUGUUACCGCACGCGCGCUACGACUGUCCCAUACACCCUUUCACUGCAACAGACAACUGUAUCGAUCCUGUGUCUGGGAACGAGCACCGAUGCGAGCAGUGCUUUUGCUAUAUCUGUGACAAGCUAGCAUCCACGUGUGAAAAAUGGCUUGUGAGCCAGGUGUGCCACUGCAACAGCCACAAGAAGAGUGACUUCUGGAACGCACUCCGAAAUGGUUUGCUGAUGGGUCAACUGGAGGCCUUUCAGUUCACCUUGUCUGAAAUGGAUGACAAACUCCGACACGCAGAGUCACAGUUGCAGAUCUUCAAAUUCCAGCUUAAAGAUAACUUCACAUUGUUCCUCCAAGGCAAGAGUGUAAACGACAGCCUAGUUUACGACUACACGCCGGUGUACGAGUGUGUCUCUUCGUUCUUGAACCAAGCAGACGAGGAAGACGACAGAGCUGCAGCCGUCAUGAGGCUGGCAGCAGCGGAGGCGUUUAUUCAACAUGUCAGAGAUGGACGGGUUUCCGCAUCUCAGUCACCCUUCGCUAAUGUCAACAACGCAAAAGUGGCGCUGAUGCAAAGGGUGGUGGGGUCGUUGCAGAGGCAGAUGGUGAUGGCUGAUUUCCUACCAUGCUUCAGACAAAAACUGCAGGAUUUUUACAGCAAGUUGCACUUCCCUCCUGAGCUGAAGAACAUGAGGUUGAGCUUGAGCGUGCGCCCUUGGGAUGACGUCCUGCUAGUGUCAGUCUUGAAGGGGCAAAACGUGCUGGGGGUGCGCACUAAUAAAGGCAAGAAGGACACCAUGUUGGAAGACAUGGCGGUGAUUCUCCUGAGGGUGGAACGACUCCUGGAACAGAAAAGGUUCAGAGAGUUAAGUCGCUACCUAAGAGCCGUGCACUCGGAUCAGCCCAAACGCUUGCUGCGGUUGAAGGACCUCAUCCCUUUCUUCAUGUGCUUGGACGGCGACUUCACUGUGGCGCAAGGCAGCUUCCUGAUAGCGAACGGACCUGCCUCUCGCCUCACACCACAGCUCUUCCUGUUGUACCUCCGUACGUUGAGCACAGCCAUGGCGCCCAAGUGGACUAUCAGCCAGACCUGCGAGCUCUGCUCAUUUCAGGACGAGUGGGCGCCAAUAGAAGGUGCGGCGCCACUGACCAUUCUAGAACUGGUCCGCUUCACACUCGAGGUGCAUAGAUGCUGUUUGGCUGUCCGUGUGAAUUCUGAAUGUUGGAUCUAUCUGCUCCAAAUCGUGCAAGAUGACAUCCCCUUUCUUCCGGAUCCCAGUCAGGCGUGCCAACAAGAAGCUGUCCAGCCUGUCAAUUCCAUUCUGCACAACGAGUCCAGCAGCAAGAUACAGAUCCCGCCUCACUUUGUGUCGCAUUUCCCGGAUCGGGCCAUGUUGCUUCUGGCCACUGGGGCUUUUGGUCAAGUAAUCCUCCAUCCUGAUCUGAGUCCAGUCAAUCCCAUUCUGUGCACGUUUCAGAAAAAACAGUGGGCUCUCCGCUGGCUUUGGAACUACCUGUUGCCCAGCCAUGAACACCGUAUUGACCUCAUAAAGAAGAUCUAUCAGGAGCUGGAAAACCAUGCGGGAGUUGCUCAGAUGUGUUUUCCAAUCGAUAAACUGCUGUUCCCUGCUGCCAAAGACUGGGUCCAUCGCCUGGAGCUGAACGACCUCCUCCCUUUUCUGAUUAGCUUGGAGGGCAACUUCCCAGUGGCCCUCAAGACUUUGUUCCCGCAAGGGAACGGGCCCGUGUCGCGUCUCACGCCACACCUCUUCCAGUUUUACCUCCAAACGUUCAACACGGCGACGGUGGCCAAGCUGAGUCUUUGUUAUGAAGGCCGGCUUUGUUCAGUCGUGCACCAACGGCAGCCAAUCGAUGGUGCGGUACCGCUGUCGCGUUUGGAGCUGGUCCGCUUUGCAAUCAUGGCACAUAGAUGCUCCCCAAUGGUCCACAUGGAUUCACAGUCUUGGGUUGAACUGCUCGAAAUCUUGAGCACGCCUGAAAAGAAAUGCAACAGUCUUUCAGAACCAAGUGGAGUGUUUCUGCAAGAAGCUGUCCAGAUUGUGAACUCCAUCCUGUGGCGCAAGUCCAACUUUAACAUGAAAAUCCCACAUUACUUUCUGUCGCUUUUUCCAGACCAGGCCAUGUUGCUGCUGGUCGUUGGGGCCUUGAAUCAGCUCAUCGUCCAUCCUGAUCUGAGUCCAAUCAUCCCCAUUCUGUGCACCUUUAAGCCACAUAUAAUGUGGGCUCUCAACUGGUUCUGGAACCAGUUUCUGCCCAGCAAUGACUAUCGCAUCGGCAUCAUCGAGAAGAUCUACCAGGAGCUGGAAGACCGGCCAGGAGACGCUUCAGUGUGUCUUCAGUCCUCCAGACAAGUUCUUUUUCCACCUGCCCAGAUCUGGGACCACCACAUGCAGCUGAGCGACCUCCUCCCUUUCCUCCUCUGCCUGGAGGGGCGCUUUACAACAGCACUGCAGAGCUUCUUCCCGCCAGAGACGGGGCUCGUCUCGCGUGUCCUGCCACACAAGUUCCGGGUCUACCUGUACAUGCUCGGCACCAACACGGCGCCGAAGCUGACCAUCGGCCACAAUAGGGAGCUCUGCUAUUCUGACAAGACGUGGGGGCAAAUCUCAGGUGAGACGCCGUUGCCGCUUUCACAUCUGGUCUGCUUUGUACUCCAAGUCCAUAGAUGCAACCCGCGCAUCCACACCGAUUCUAAUUGUUGGGUGAGUCUGCUCAACAUCGUGGGUGGAGCGUACGACCGCAAAUGGCUCUCACAACCAUGUGAGGUUUUCUUGCGUGAAGCCGUACGCGUCGUGAAUGUGAUUCUGCAGACUAACUCUGGCGGCAUCGUGCAGAUCCCGCGACACUUCCUGCUGAUGUACUGUGAUCAAGCCCUGUUGCUGCUGGUCACUGAAGCUUUGAGACGGAUCAUCUGCCAUCCUGAUCUCAGUCCAAUCAUACCCAUUCUAUUGACCUUUGAGAGGAACAUGUGGGCUCUCUGCUGGUUCUGGAAUCUGUGCGAUGAUAGUCUCCACGCCGCCAUCAUGCAGAAGAUCUAUCAGGAGCUGCAAGACACAACUGAGGACCCUGCAAGUUCUCUUACCUCCAUUAGACACCUUCUGGAUCAUCGCGGCAGACACUGGGAGCAGUAAGUUAUGUAGCUUUUUAGCAGGAGACUCCUGCAGCUCUUCCUCUCGCUAUGCAGCCACGCCCCCUUCCUCGAUCCCCUCUUGAAGACCACUUGCCAUUUUUGGACUUUUGUUAAGAGUGAAUGUCUAUGAAUGUGAACUUAGCAUUGGGAUAUUUGAUACCCUUCAGUGACGGACACUGCUUCCAUAACUGCCACAUCAAAAACAUAACACAGUUGAGAUGGAAUGUUUUGAUGCAAGAUGUGUUUAAUUAUGUGCCUUGGGUGUUUGUUUUAUUUUGAAAGUGCUAUGGGUGGCUAUGUUCCUCAGAACACCCCUGCAAAAGGAUGCCUUAUUUUGAAAUCUUUUAUCAAGACUUGACAUUAAAAUCAAGCGUUAAACCACUAAAACAGGCGAUGAUCCUCAGUCACGCAUGCACGGGGAGAACAUGCAAGCUCCACACAGAUAGCCGAGGGUGGAAUCGAACUUGUUUCCUAGCUGUGAGGCCUUAGCGCUAACCACUCAGUCUCAAUGUUUUUAUGAUGAGGUGUUUUUGUGGACGUGCAGCGGCACGUACGAGAAGCGUAACGCCGGUGGUCCACGUCCGGCGUGGUGCCGUUUGAUGAGGUCGGACAGGAAACGCAUCACGCUCAAGUCGCCCGGCACGGACGGGGUAGCCUCUCCGUGAUCGGGCACUUUGGAACCGAACGUGAACAGGAGAGCCCAGUUGGCCAGCGCCGUCAGACCGCUCUCCAGGUGCAGCAGAUAGGUGGCGCCACGCGAGAUGUUGGUGGAGCGGUCGGCCAGCGCUUUGACCAGCGAGCCGGCGUAGGACGGACAGCGUAAUGUCCUCUGGUCCAAGUCCAGCAGGCCCAGAUAACGACUGUAGCGGCUCAGGGAGUGAAGCAUGGCGGAAGAUGAUGAUGUCGACCUUAGCGACCACAAGAACAUGUCAAGGACACGCUACAAAAAAAACAUUCAUGGGAUUAAAAUUAAAGUCACCUGUGGAUGCCCAUCAGCCUCCAGGUGAGGAGGUCGCUCAGCUGCAGCGGCGUGCUCAAACACGGCAUCACCGCACCAACGCCGGGGGCAGGCAGGAAAAGGCUCAGACCGUCCACAGUCUUCCUCAGCAGACCCUCAUCGCCGCCGACGACCACCAGCGGCCGCCCGCUAAACAAACAGAACACGGCAUGCUGGGAAAAGGAGUUUUGCUUGAGGAAGCGCAGUGCUCGGCGCCCCGCCUUCUUUCGUGUCCGUUUGUCGGAGAGGACGCCACUUCGGACCUUCUGGUGCGGGGAGGGCGGGUCCGAGGAGCCGGCUAAGCUGGCGCUGUCCCACGCCUCAUCUGCUGCUCUAUGCGCCCUGAGUGGGGAGGAGGGCGGCGUGCUAAAGUUCACCAGGAGGUCAGGCAGCGUCUGGUGGUUUGGUCUACUUCCUGUUCCAUCAUCACCCAGGCUCCUCCCCCAAAGAAUCUCCUUCACUGUGACGUCACUGCUAACGAGUUUAUCAUCACAGGUCUUCAUCGUUGCUUCAUUUCUUGGCUCCUCCCACUUCUCUGAGAAACCGUUACUAAGAGGCUGUGGCUCCGCCUCCUCCUCAGUGAUGGCGGUGAGGUCCUCGGGGACGAUUGACUCGGUGGUGCUCAGGACUUCGAUGCUGUCCUCGCUGUUGGCUCGUCUGGUGUAUCCUCUCACUCGCCGGGGGACCGCCUCUGACCCGCCUCUCCUCGCCGUGGGCGCCUCAAAGUCCGAGGCAUCUUGCCGCUGCGUGCGAUACGAGCGCUCCGUCCCGAGCACUUCGAUGCUGUCACUGCUGCUGACGCUUCCUGUCAUCUCCAUGAUGCCCUGUGGGUCAGGGGUCACCUCUUCUCCCGCCUCCAGUUUGAUUGGCAGCUCCUCCACGCAGGAGCAGAACGACUCGGGACUCAUUGGCUGCUCCUCGCUUUGACUUCCUGUUGCUCUCUGUGAUGCGCUCUCCUCAUCCUCCUCCUCCUCCUCCUCUUCGUCG